CCACUAUCCACGGCCGCCAUGAGUACUUCCAUUCCGGAGUAUGAUUUGAUUUCUAGAGAGAGAAGCGCUUUCUUCUAGAGAGAGAAAGCAUGGACCCGCAUAGCUUCAUAGCUCGGGCGGAGGCGCAACGGUGGCUYGGUAUCGCCGAGAAGYUGCUCAUGRGMCACGACCUUGUSGGCUCCAAGACAUUUGCGAUCCGAGCUAGAGAUUCCGACCCCAGACUUGAAGCUGCUGACCAGAUCCUAGCAAUUGCAGAUACGCUCCUCGCCGCCGAGAAACGGGUCGUGGGAAACAACGGAGCUCAGCAGCCGGAUUUCUACGCGAUCCUCCAGCUCGUCCGGUUUGUUCAGGACACGGAGCACAUCGCAUCGCAGUACCGGCGUUUGGCUGUCAUGCUAAACCCUCAUCAAAACAGGUUCCCUUAUUCCGAUCAAGCAUUUCAGCUAGUCAAUGAUGCUUGGGCAGUGUUGUCGAACCCUUUGCGUAAAUCUAUGUAUGAUUCGGAGCUUGAUUUUCCGCCGCAGCAGCAGAUGAACUCUAUAGGGUUUAACCUCGAACAACAACAGCACCACCACCACCAGCAGCAUCACCAUCAGCAGCAGCAGCAACACAAUUUCUUCUCGAUUAAUCAUAUGGGUUCCGGUCAUGAGCAGGAAUUACCCGAACCACCGCAGACAUUUCAAUCUAGGGUACAGCAUAGUCAUCAACAGCAGCAAUUACAACAACACAAUUUUCUAUCACAACCGAAUCCGGUUAGGCCGCUACCUGUUCGUGAGCAGGAGCAACUGUUUCAACAUCGUGAGCAGGAGCAACUGUUCCAGCCGCAGGUACAACCAUUUCAGGUUACGUCUGCACCACAGCAACAAACUCGACCAUCAGCACAACCUCCACAGCCGCAGCUACCUAUGCGACAGCCGACUCCUCCACCACAACCUCCUCAACCGCAGCCAUCUAUACAAUCACCGACUCCACCUCCUCCUGCAGCACCACCACAACCCCCAUUUUCUUGGCCGCAAGCACCACCCCUGUCACAGUCUCAGCAGUCACAGCCACAGCCACAGCCACAGACACAGCCACAACAACAGCAUUUGCAGCCCCAGCCCCUUUCCCAGCCCAAGCCCCAGCCCCUUUCCCAACCCAAGCCCCAACCCCAGCCCCAACCACAACCCCAACCCCAGCCCCAGUCCCAUUCCCAACCUAAGCCUCAGCCCCAAUCCCAACCUCAGUCCCAACCCCAAACUCAUUCCCAGCCCCAGCCCCAGCCCCAGCCCCAGUCCCAGUCACAGCCACAGCUGCAGCAGGAACAAGAGCAACAAGAAUCUCUAGAACAGAAUGCGGCCCCUGUCCAGCUUCCUAGUGAGGAUAAUGAUAACAAUGGUGUAAGGGAUGAAGAAGUAGAAAGAGAAGCUGAGGCAGCUGCUGAGGACGUUGAUGAUGGCUCUCCUACGUUUUGGACUACUUGUCCUUACUGUUUCUACAUGUACGAGUAUCCCAAGGUUUAUGCUGACUGCACCCUCCGCUGUGACAACUGUAAAAGGGCGUUUCAGGCUGUGCGUAUUCCCUCCCCGCCACCUAUAAUUGAAGGCCAGGAGGCCUAUUUCUCUUGCUGGGGAUUCUUCCCAUUAGGGGUUUCCAUGUCACAUCUAGAGAAAAACAAUGGUAGGGGUACGAGCUCAAAGUGGACACCUUUUUCAUCUCUUUAUGAGACCUCAAGUAAUGUUCAGGACCAUUUAAAUGGUAGAGCGGCCCCGAAGGAGAAUCUUUUUGUUAAAAAAAGUUCGGGGCCGCGUAUCUACUUUGAUGAUAUUACUGAUGAUGUGUUCAUGGGAAUCUCUGAACCUAGUGAUGAUUCUGAUGCUGAUUGGGAUAGUACCAGGGAAGAGAAGGUGAAGAGGAUGAAGAAAGCUCUGGAACCAGGUUUUAAAAUGAGAGCACAAGUUCUAGCUGUUAGGGCGAGGGAUGCCAGAAAUGGGAGUGUUGGGAAUCUGGAAGAUGCUAUUCCAGUGCAAGAGGUUGUGGGGGUGGCUACUGUGCCAGUGGCAGAGAGUAGCAAGAAAGCUGUGGGUAAUAAUCCAAGAAGGCAAUCAGGUUGGGUUGCAAAAGAAUUGGGGAAGUUGGAUUUGAAUGUGGAAUUCAAUAAUAACGAAGGGGAAGAACCUGCUCCACGGAUGACUGUUGGAAAUAGAGGGCAUGGGCAGGGAGAGGAAGACAACAUUGAAGGGAUUGGGUUCUUUGAAGGACUUGAUGAGUUUCUUAGCAGCUUGCCAAUACUAUCUGUUGUGAAUGAAGAAAAGGUUAAGGCUGCUUAAUGAUGUAGUAAGACUCCUUUCUUGUUGUAGCUGUAGUUUGUAGUCGUUCUCUUAGUAUCCUCAAAUAAUGAACGAUGUAGUGCAGUCGGGUAGUUGUUUUAUUGUCAUUGCUACAGUCAAGUUGUGUUGUAUAUCUGGCUGCAAAAACGUGUUUUACAGUCUCUUAUUUUGCAGCCUCUUUGCUGUUUUAACGGAGUCAGGAAUCCUAUCUUUUCAUUAGCUUUACCUGCUUCAUUUAUGUAAACAUCCAACUAUCAUAUGAAGUUGGAUGCAGAAGUUGAAGCGACUUUUGUGGUCCAAAUCUAUUGCUGGUGAUUGUGUCAUCUGUUAUUUCUUGGAAGUUGGAGCGGCUUUUGAGUUUAACCU
This is a messenger RNA of Cynara cardunculus var. scolymus (artichoke), 2675 nucleotides long. Its product is annotated as YLP motif-containing protein 1-like. Bases 90 to 2309 code for a protein of 739 amino acids. Lineage: Eukaryota; Viridiplantae; Streptophyta; Magnoliopsida; Asterales; Asteraceae. The transcript has a single exon. The record is from RefSeq and is a predicted model, not a curated record.